AUGGCGGCGCCCGGAACGGAGCCCGACGCCGAGCUGGAGGAGCUGCUGGCGAGCGCCCUGGAGGACUUCGAGAGAGCCGCCCCGGCGCCCGGGGAGCCCGCCGGAGGAGGAGGAGGAGGAGGAGGAGGGGAGGGCGGUGGGAGCAGCGCGGAGCCGGCGGGGGAGUCGCAGGGUCGGCUGCUGGCCGCGCAGGAGACCUUCUUCCAGGAGCUCUUUGAGGGCGAGCUGGCCUCGCAGGCGAGCGCCGAGUUCGAGCGGGCCAUGGCGGAGCUGGCGGCCGAGGAGCCGCUGCUGGUGGAGCAGUUCGAGAGGCUCUCCGCCGCCGCGGGCAGAGUCGGGAGCGACCCGGCGUCCCGCCAGGAGUUCACCUCCUGCCUGAAGGAGACGCUCAGCGGGCUGGCCAGGAACGCCGACGGCCUGCAGAGCUCCGGGGUGUCGGAGGAGGAGCUGAGCAGAACGAUGGAGGGGCUCGGCCUGGAGGAGGGGGACGGCGGAGAGGGCAACCUGUGGCCCAUCAUGCACAGCAUCAUGCAGAACCUGCUCUCCAAGGACGUGCUCUACCCCUCCCUCAAGGAGAUCACGGAGAAAUACCCCGAGUGGCUCCAGAGACACCGAGACUCCUUGCCCAAGGAGCAGUAUGACAAGUACCAGGAGCAGCACAGCGUCAUGGGAAGGAUCUGCGAGCAGUUCGAGACUGAGCUGCCCACGGACGGUGAUCAGGAGCACAGGGCCCGCUUUGAAACGAUCUUGGACCUGAUGCAGCAGCUGCAGGACCUGGGACAUCCUCCAAAGGAGCUGGCUGGAGAGUCGCCUCCUGGCCUGAACUUUGACCUCGAAGGACUGAAUCUGCCUGAUACUGGAGGCGCUGGAGGCGAGCAGUGCCGGAUUAUAGCAGCGGCGGCUGGGGGCCGUCAAGUGCGGCUGUCGCGAAGAGCGGCGGCGGCGGAGCCGGAAGGAGACGCGCGGCGCCGGUUGGGCGACAAAAUGGCGGCGGCGCCUGGACGUCCCGGGGGCAGCACCGGCGACGGGGCGGCGGGAGCAGGCGGAGGAGCCCCUGCCAGAGGAAGCUUGUCCAGCAGUCCGGAAGAGAUGUCUGGAACCACGGAGGGGCCCGAGACGUCUUCCGGGGUGGAGGUGGAGGCUUCCGACCUGAGCCUCAGCUUGACGGGGGACGAGGUGGGCCCCAGCCAGACUUACACGGAGAGCUCCACCGAAGAGAAGGACUNCCCCCCCCCCCGCGACGGUCAGAAGCCUGCGGGCCUCGUCCUCAAGAUGUCAGACACGGGGAAUAGCACAGAGGAGAAGACGAAUAUGCCUAACGGAAGCUUGUCCAGCAGUCCGGAAGAGAUGUCUGGAACCACGGAGGGGCCCGAGACGUCUUCCGGGGUGGAGGUGGAGGCUUCCGACCUGAGCCUCAGCUUGACGGGGGACGAGGUGGGCCCCAGCCAGACUUACACGGAGAGCUCCACCGAAGAGAAGGACUCGGACAGCAUGGAGGAGACCGGGCACUACUCCAUCAACGAACUGAAUCGGACCUAUGACCGCUCCCCCUCGGAGGAGGAGGAAGAGGAGGAGGAGGCGGAGGAAGAAGAAGAGGAAGAACAGCAGCAGCAGGAGGAGGCGGCAGAAGCGGAGGCCCAGCGUUCCCGCUGGCGAGCGCACCGCAAGCGCCCCAACCAGGACAGGGACUCCUCGGACGACGAGCGGGCCCUGGAGGACUGGGUGGCCUCGGAGACGAUGGCGCUGCCCCUGCCACGCUGGCGCGCCCUCCAGGCCCUGCGGGAGAGGGAGCUUGGCUCCAGCGCCCGCUUCAUCUAUGACGCUUGCGGGGCCCGGCUGUUCGUGCAGCGCUUCUGCCUGCAGUACGGCCUGGAGGGCCACGGGGGCUGCGUGAACACCCUGCACUUCAACCAGCGCGGGGCCUGGCUGGCCAGCGGCAGCGAUGACCUCAAGGUGGUGGUCUGGGACUGGGUGCGCAGGCGGCCCGUGCUGCAGUUCGAGAGUGGCCACAAGAGCAACGUCUUCCAGGCCAAGUUCCUCCCCAACAGCGGAGACUCGACCCUGGCCAUGUGUGCUCGGGACGGCCAGGUCCGCGUAGCCGAACUCUCCGCCACGCAGUGUUGUAAGACCACGAAGCGGGUGGCCCAACACAAGGGCGCAUCGCACAAGGUGAGGGGGUCUCCUCUGCUCCCCCUGCCUGCUCCCCUUGUGGGGGGAGUUCUUGGCGUGCAUCAAGAGUCUCUGGGCUGCAACUUCACCAGGAGGGCCCGUGCCCAAUGGGCUACCCACGCCCCAAAACGCAGGCCUGGCUCUCGGCUGGUCGUGACCAAAGAGAAGGAGAAGAAAGUCGGUCUCUACACCAUUUACGUGAACCCAGCCAACACCUACCAGUUUGCGGUGGGCGGCAGAGAUGAAUACGUCAGGAUCUACGAUCAGCGGAAGAUCAAUGAAAACGAGAACAAUGGAGUGUUGAAGAAGUUCUGCCCUCACCACCUGGUGAACAGCGAGUCAAAAGCCAACAUCACCUGCCUGGUCUACAGCCACAAUGGCUCAGAGCUUCUGGCCAGCUACAACGACGAGGACGUCUAUCUCUUCAACUCCUCUCACAGCGACGGAGCUGAGUACAUCAAGAGAUACAAGGGGCACCGCAACAACGCCACAGUGAAGGGGGUCAACUUCUACGGCCCCAACAGUGAGUUUGUGGUGAGCGGCAGCGACUGCGGCCACAUCUUCCUGUGGGAAAAGGACUCUUGCCAGGUGGUGCAGUUCAUGCAAGGCGACAAAGGCGGAGUGGUCAACUGCUUGGAGCCUCACCCCCACCUCCCGGUUCUGGCCACCAGCGGCUUGGAUUACGACGUCAAGAUUUGGGCCCCCACUGCAGAGAUGCCCACCCAACUCACCGGCUUGAAGGAGGUGAUCAAGAAGAACAAGCGGGAGCGGGACGAGGACAGCCUGAACCACGCGGACAUGUACGAGAGCCACCUGCUCUGGUUCCUCAUGCACCACUUCCGGCCGCGGCGGCGUCACAGGCGCCAGCGAGAUCCAGGCACCGGAGCGGCCGACAGCGACUCUGAGGACUCCCUCAGCUCGUCCGACAGCUUGGACGAAGACGAGGAGGGCCCGGACCGGGUGCAGUGCAUGCCUUCCUGAGACCCCUGGAGACACGGAAUGGGCUGUGGGGGCGCCUGCCCUGUUGAAUUAGCCACCCUCUUCCUGCUUUAGAUGAGAGACCAGCCC
Molecule: messenger RNA, 3237 nt
Organism: Protobothrops mucrosquamatus (brown spotted pit viper)
Lineage: Eukaryota; Metazoa; Chordata; Lepidosauria; Squamata; Viperidae
Gene: DCAF8
Product: DDB1 and CUL4 associated factor 8
Exons: 21
Coding region: 1-3150 (1049 amino acids)
Cellular component (GO): peroxisome; Cul4-RING E3 ubiquitin ligase complex; cytoplasm
Molecular function (GO): protein binding
Source: RefSeq, a predicted model, not a curated record